AUGUUCAACUUGUUCGUAAAGACUGAAAUGAACGAUAUUAUAUGUAAUUAUACCAACCAAGAAGCAUGCAGAUAUUACGCUGAGUGGAAUGAAAAAAAUCCUAACAAACCAAAAGUAUGGACUUCACUUGAAUCAGAAGAAUUAGACUGUUUCUUAGGAGUACUCGUGAAAGCAGGUGCAUUGCGGUGCAGAAGGGAAUCCACCAAGGAAAUAUGGAGCACUAACACUUCUAUACGUAGGUCGUUUUUCAGCGCAGCUCUCCCUAGAAACAGAUUUGGAGAAAUUUCAUCAUUCCUACGAUUUGAUGACAAAUCCACUAGAGCUCAAAGAAAAGAACAGGACAAACUAGCAGCUAUUAGAGAUAUCUGGGAAAUGUUCGUUAACAAUUGCAAAAAGGCAUUUGAACCUUAUGAAAAUACCACUAUUGAUGAACAGCUCGUUCGUUUUCGGGGACGUUGUCCAUUCAGACAGUACAUCAAAUCAAAGCCUGGUCGGUAUGGGAUCAAAAUUUGGGCAGCUGCCGAUACUGAGACCUCAUAUUUAUCCAAUCUGCAGGUCUACACUGGAAAAACGCCUGGUGGAGCAGCAGAGAAACUGCAAGGAUUGCGUGUUGUGUCGGACUUGGCAGAGCCGUAUCACGGUAGCUGGAGAGGAAUAACAACGGAUGAUUUUUUCACCAGUGUCGCAUUAGCACAAUAUCUACUAACAAAACAACUAACUCUGCUUGGCACUGUUCGCAAGAAAAAGUCAGAUACCCCAGUACAAUUGGCAAUUACAGCUCGGCCCCCACAUUCAUCAAUAUUUGCAUUUACAAAAGAUCUUGCGAUGGUUUCGUUUAUACCUAAGAAAAAUAAAAUGGUCCAUCUGCUUUCCAGUCAACACGAUAAAGAUACUAUUUCUGAUAGAGAUGACAACAAGUCCCUCAUGAUUUUGGAUUAUAACAAAACCAAGGGCGGCGUUGAUACGCUGAUAAGCUUAUAA
Molecule: messenger RNA, 981 nt
Organism: Leptinotarsa decemlineata (Colorado potato beetle)
Lineage: Eukaryota; Metazoa; Arthropoda; Insecta; Coleoptera; Chrysomelidae
Product: piggyBac transposable element-derived protein 3-like
Source: RefSeq, a predicted model, not a curated record